Molecule: messenger RNA, 1992 nt
Organism: Eucalyptus grandis
Lineage: Eukaryota; Viridiplantae; Streptophyta; Magnoliopsida; Myrtales; Myrtaceae
Product: protein DETOXIFICATION 40
Exons: 7
Coding region: 152-1705 (517 amino acids)
Biological process (GO): xenobiotic detoxification by transmembrane export across the plasma membrane
Cellular component (GO): membrane
Molecular function (GO): xenobiotic transmembrane transporter activity; antiporter activity
Source: RefSeq, a predicted model, not a curated record
CCUCUCUAUCACCAGCACAUUCGCAUUCUUUAAAAACCCUCUCUCGACUCUCCCACGUCCUUGCCAAUUCAAUCGAUAAGUACUCUCGUCCCUCCUCUCCACGGCCGCCGCUACCACCGACUCGCCGCCGCCGCGCGACUCCCGCACCAAAAUGGGUUCUUCGCAAGCUGCCGGCGGCGACAGGAAGUACGACCCUCUACCGGAGUCCACCCAAGUCCCGCCACCUCCGUCUCCCCGGCCCCACCGACCCCGUCCCGACCACCACGAGACAAGCGGCCACCUCGAAUCCGUGCUCUCCGACCCAAGCCUGACUCUCGGGGCCAGGGUCCGGGCCGCCUCACGGAUCGAGCUCAAGCUGCUCUUCCACCUGGCGGCACCCGCUGUCGUCGUCUACAUGAUCAACUAUAUAAUGUCCAUGUCCACCCAGAUAUUCUCUGGCCACCUCGGCAACCUUGAGCUCGCCGCCGCCUCCCUCGGCAACACCGGCAUCCAGGUCUUCGCCUACGGCCUCAUGCUGGGCAUGGGAAGUGCGGUGGAGACGCUGUGCGGGCAAGCGUACGGAGCUCACAAGUACGAAAUGCUCGGCGUGUACCUCCAGCGAGCCGCCGUCUUGCUGACGGCGACCGGCUUCCUCCUCACGCUAGUCUACGUCUUCUCGAAGCCCUUGCUGCUGUUCCUCGGGGAGCCCCUGGAGAUUGCCUCGGCGGCGGCCGUGUUCGUCUACGGCCUCAUCCCGCAGAUCUUCGCGUACGCCCUCAACUUCCCCAUCCAGAAGUUCCUCCAGGCGCAGAGCAUCGUCGCCCCGAGCGCCUACAUCUCGACCGCCACGCUGGUGCUGCACCUGGCGCUGAGCUGGGUCGUGGUGUACCGGGCGGGGCUGGGGCUGCUGGGGGCGUCGCUGGUGCUGAGCCUGUCGUGGUGGGUGAUCGUGGUGGCGCAGAUGGUGUACAUCGUGCGGAGCGAGAGGUGCCGGAGCACCUGGACGGGCUUCAGCGUCCAGGCCUUCUCCGGGCUGUUCGGGUUCUUCAAGCUCUCCGCCGCGUCGGCGGUGAUGCUGUGCCUGGAGACGUGGUAUUUCCAGAUACUCGUGUUGCUCGCCGGGCUGCUGGAGAAUGCUGAGUUGGCGCUGGACUCUCUCUCUAUUUGCAUGACUAUAUCCGGGUGGGUGUUCAUGAUCUCAGUUGGCCUGAAUGCUGCUGCCAGCGUCAGGGUGAGCAAUGAGCUUGGAGCUGGGAACCCGAGGUCGGCGGCAUUCUCGGUGGUGGUAGUGACAAUAAUCUCCUUCAUCAUCUCUGUGAUCGCAGCGGCGGCAGUGCUCGCACUCCGUGGAGUCAUCAGCUAUGCCUUCACGGAGGGAGCUGUCGUGGCGGCCGCCGUCUCCGAUCUGUGCCCUCUGCUCGCCCUCACCCUCCUCUUGAAUGGCAUUCAACCCGUUUUGUCCGGCGUGGCGGUCGGGUGCGGAUGGCAGGCGUUCGUGGCUUACAUCAACGUUGGAUGCUACUACGUGCUUGGCAUUCCGUUGGGUUCGCUUCUGGGGUUCUACUUCAGACUCGGCGCGAAGGGGAUAUGGGGCGGUAUGCUUGCCGGCACGAUCAUGCAGACCCUGAUCUUGAUGUGGACCACGUUCCGGACAGAUUGGAACAAGGAGGUGGAGGAAGCAAUGAAGAGGUUGGAUGAGUGGCAGGACAAUAAGGAACCCUUUUGAAGGAGUAACCGAUUUGGGCAAAAAUUAUGUUCUGGUGAAGUUUGUUAUAGGACUUGUCCAAAAAAAAAAAAAUUCGUUAUAGGAAGAAAUUGGGGUGAAAAAAGAAGAAAGAGAAAAGAAGAUGAAUCGAUGGAGGAGGUGGAUUUUCCUAUUUCCUUUUCUUAUUAGAUUGAAUGCGAAAGCAUGUUAUAGAUUAGAAAUUCACAAUGGCAUAUUGAUUUUAUUUAUUCAGUAAUCUGUCUAUUAUAUCAACUACAUAUUUAGUUAAUUUCUUCUUAAUUUCUUAA